AUGCUUAACAUCUCCCCCUUCUCCUUCGGGCUGGUGAUCCAGCAGGUCUUCGACAACGGCAGCAUUUACAAUCCUGAGGUGCUGGACAUCACCGAGGAGACCUUGCACAAGCGCUUCCUGGAGGGUGUUCGUAACGUUGCCAGCGUCUGUCUGCAGAUCGGGUACCCGACCAUCGCCUCUGUGCCCCACUCCAUCAUCAACGGGUACAAGCGGGUGCUGGCCGUGGCGGUGGAGACCGACUACACCUUCCCGCUGGCUGAGAAGAUUUCUGAUACACUGAAGCGGUUUGCGGUAAAAGUAACCACCGCCAGCGUGAAGGAGCGGAGAGAGAUCCUCAGUGAGCUGGGAAAAUGCAUUGCUGGGAAAGAUCUUCCAGAGGGUGCAGUGAAAGGCCUUUGCAAACUCUUCUGCCUUACUCUGCAUCGAUACCGCGAUGCAGCAUCCCGCAGAGCCCUGCAGCUGGCGCUUCAGCAGCUCGCAGAAUCCCAGCCGGAUGCAACAGCAAAAAACCUUCUGCAGUCACUUCAGUCUUCAGGGAUCGGCGGCAAGGCUGGAGUUCCCAGUAAGAGCAGUGGAUCUGCAGCUCUGCUGGCGCUCUCCUGGACGUGCCUGCUGGUACGCACAGUCUUCCCGACACCUGACAAGAGACAGGGAGAAACAUGGAAAAAACUGGUGGAGGUUCAGUGCUUGCUCCUUUUGGAAGUCCUGGGAGGUUCUCAUAAGCAGGCGGUGGAUGGGGCCGUGAAGAAACUGAACAGGCUGUGGAAGGAGAACCAAGAUCUGGUGGAUCAGUACCUAUCCGUCAUUCUUGCUCUUGAACCAAACCAGAGGUACGCUGCAAUGCUGGGACUCGUGGUGCAGUUUUGCACAGCCCAGAAAGAGAUUGAUAUCGUUAAACGAUACAAGAGUGCUCUUCUGGAUUUCUACUUGAAGACCAUCCUUAUGAGCAAGACAAAGCCUCAGAAGCACGUGCUGGACAGCUGCUCCCCGCUUCUUCGGUACAUGUCUCACGCUGAAUUCAAGGACUUAGUUUUGCCAACUCUGCAGAAAUCCCUCCUACGGAGUCCUGAGAACGUAAUUGAAACAAUCUCUUGCUUGCUCGUAGCUGUGAACCUGGAUCUCAGCCAGUAUGCUCUAGACAUUGUGAAAGGACUGGCCAGUCAUCUGAAAUCCAACAGUGUGCAGCUCAUGGAUGAAGCAGUUGUGGCAUUAAAGAACUUGGCUCGACAGUGUAGCGAUCCUUCGGCUGUGGAGUCGCUGGGCAGACACCUUUUUGCCAUCUUGGGGGGCUCGGAAGGGAAGCUGACAGUUGUUGCUCAGAAGAUGAGUGUCCUUUCAGGGAUUGGCAGCCUUAGCCACCACGCGGUUUCUGGAUCCUCUAGCCAAGCUCUGACUGGCACCGUGGCUGAGCUUUUCAUCCCUUUCCUGCAACAAGAAGUCCAUGAAGGCACGUUGGUUCAUGCAGUCUCUGUCCUGGCUCUUUGGUGCGUUCGGUUCACCACAGAAGUUCCUAAGAAGCUGGUGGAAUGGCUAAAGAAAGCCUUCAGCCUUAAAACCUCUACUUCAGCUGUGAGACAUGCCUACCUGCAGUGCGUGCUAGCCUCUUUCAAAGGUGACACGUUAUUGCAGGGAAUGGACUUGCUGCCAAUGCUGAUCCAGACAGUGGAAAAAGCGGCAUCUCAAAGCACUCAGGUUCCCGUGGUAACUGAAGGAGUUGCUGCAGCUUUGUUGAUCUGCAGGAUGUCUGUAAUUGAGGGACAAACUGAGUCUAAGCUGAGUGGUUUCUGGCAGCUGAUUCUGGAUGAGAAAAAACAAAUUUUUACAUCUGAGAAGUUCUUGCAGUCUGCUCCAGAGGAAGCAAUGUGUACAGUGCUGCAGCUGACAGAGCGCCUUCUCUUGGAUCAUGCACAGCGACUGCCUGAAAGUAAAGUUCAGCAGUAUCACCGUGCCCUUGUUGCAGUACUGCUGAGUCGGACCUGGCAUGUUCGAAGACAGGCCCAUCAAACAGUUAAGAAGCUCUUGUCCUCUCUGGGAGGGUACAAACUGGCCUAUGGGCUCUUGGAGGAGCUGAAAGUGGUUCUCAGUUCUCAUAAGGUUCUGCCUCAUGAGGUCCUGGUGAUGGAGUCGGGAGAGCUGUCAGAGCUAGGAAAGACAUACAUUCCUCCCCGCGUCCUCCAUGAGGCACUCUGCGUCAUCUCAAGUGUGGCAGGGCUGGAUUCCUUUGAGCCAGAAAAGCUGGCACUGGAGAUGCUGCUGGUGAGCCAUCAUCCAUCUGUAGUGGCAGUGCAGCCGGGUCUUUGGCCAGCCCUCCUCGUCAAGAUGAAGAUAGAUCCCAAAGAUUUCAUUACCAAACACCUGAAUGACAUAUUACCCAGGAUCACGGCCUACACUCCCGAGAACCAGUCAUCUAUGAAUGCAGUGGGAUCUCUCUCUCUGCUUUCACCUGGCAGAGUGCUCCCGCAGCUCAUCAGCACUAUCUCAGCAUCAAUAGAGAAUCCAGCUCUGUGCCAGGUUACUCGAGAGGAAUUUGCCAUCAUGAAGACACCAGAGGGAGAACUGUAUGACAAAUCUAUAAUACAGAGUGCUCAACAGGAUAGUAUGAAAAAGGCUAACAUGAAGAGGGAGAACAAAGCUUAUUCCUUCAAGGAGCAAAUCAUUGAGCUGGAGCUGAAGGAGGAAAUAAAGAAGAAGAAAGGAAUAAAGGAUGAGGUGCAACUAACUAGCAAGCAGAAGGAGCUGAUGCAUGCCCAGCUGGAAAGGGAGUCUCAGAUAAGAAAACGGCUGAAGGAGCUCGAUAAUGAGCUGGAAACAGCCCUAGGACUCCUGGACGCUGUUAUAAAGAGAAAGCCUCCUGGUCUCACUCAGUACAUCCCUGGUCUCAUCGGUUCCUUCUUGCCACUUCUUCGAUCGCCUUUGGCUGCCCCAAGGAUUAAGGAACCUUUUCUUUCCUUAGCUUCCUGUGUCAUGCCUGCUCGACUGAAAACCUUUGGUACUUUAGUGAGCCAUGUGACCUUGCGCCUGAUGAAACCUGAAUGUGAAUUAGAUGAAUCCUGGUGUCAGGAAGAGCUGCCUACUGCUCUGAACAGAGUUGUUAGCUUGCUGCAUGCCCACACCAUUCCCAGCCGGACAGGCAAGGGAGAGCCAGGUGCUGCACCAUUAUCAGCUCCAGCGUUUUCCUUAGUCUUUCCUCUCCUAAAGACUGUUAUGACUGAGACGCCUCAUGACAGUGAAGACAAGGAGGAGUUUCUGGUCAAGAUUCUGCAGAUCCUUACGGUCCAUGCUCAGCUGAGAUCGUCAGCAAACGGCCAGGCUUUGCUGGUGGACGAGAAUGGCCCAGAGCUGCUGCCCCGGAGGGACAUGCUGGUUCUGCUCACCCGGGUGAUAGGAACGGGUUCGCCACGGUUACAGGUUUUGGCUUCCAACGCGCUGACAGCCCUGUGCACAAGCAGCAGCGGGGAGGACGGCUGUGCCUAUGCAGAACAGGAGGAGAUUGAUGUGUUACUUCAGGCCCUGCAGUCUCCAUGCAUGAAUGUUCGAGACGCAGCUCUCAGGGGGCUGAUGGAGCUACAAAUGGUUCUACCAACCCCAGACAGCGAUGAAAAGAAUGGACUGAAUCUGUUGCGUCGCCUUUGGGUGGUGAAGUUUGAUGUGGAAGAUGAGAUUCAGAAGUUGGCAGAGAGGCUGUGGGAGUCCAUGGGUCUGGAGCUGCAGCCUGACCUCUGUUCUCUGCUGAUCAAAGAUGUCAUCUACCACGAAGAGGCAGUGCGACAAGCGGGUGCUGAAGCUCUUUCCAGAGCUGUAGCUCAGUAUCGAAACCAAGCAGCAGAAGUCAUGAAUAAACUUACAGAGAUUUACCAGGAGAAGCUCUAUAGGCCACCUCCAGUUUUGGAUGCUUUGGGACGAGUGAUAUCUGAAUCACCGCCUGACCAGUGGGAAGCAAGGUGUGGCAUAGCUUUGGCCCUCAACAAGCUCUCACAGCAUCUGGACAGUUCUCAGGUGAAGCCCCUCUUUCAGUUUUUUGUACCAGAUGCCCUGAACGAUCGCAGUCCUGAAGUCAGGAAGUGCAUGUUAGAUGCCGCUCUUUCAACGCUCAACACUCAUGGCAAAGACAAUGUUAACUCUCUCUUGCCAGUAUUUGAAGAAUUCCUGAAAAAUGCUCCUAAUGACGCCAGUUAUGAUGCUGUCAGGCAGAGCGUGGUCAUUCUGAUGGGUUCACUGGCAAAGCAUCUGGACAAGAGUGACCCUAAAGUGAAACCAAUUGUUGGCAAACUGAUAGCAGCCUUGUCCACACCGUCUCAGCAGGUUCAGGAGUCAGUGGCAAGCUGUUUACCACCUCUGGUGCCUGCAAUUAAGGAGGAUGCAGGAGGAAUGAUACAGAAGCUAAUGCAGCUGCUUUUAGAGUCUGAUAAGUAUGCUGAGCGCAAAGGUGCAGCUUACGGGCUGGCGGGCCUGGUGAAAGGCCUUGGCAUCCUCUCCCUCAAGCAGCAGGAGAUGAUGACCACGCUGACCGACGCUAUCCAGGACAAGAAGAACUUCCGUCGGCGUGAGGGGGCUCUGUUUGCCUUUGAGAUGCUCUGCAGCAUGCUUGGAAAGCUCUUUGAGCCCUAUGUGGUUCAUGUGCUACCUCACUUGCUGCUCUGUUUUGGAGAUGGGAACCAGUACGUGCGAGAGGCUGCAGAUGACUGUGCCAAAGCCGUGAUGAGCAACUUGAGUACUCAUGGAGUGAAGCUGGUCUUGCCAUCGCUUCUUGCAGCACUAGAAGAGGAGUCUUGGAGAACCAAAGCUGGAUCGGUGGAACUGCUGGGGGCUAUGGCGUACUGUGCUCCCAAACAGCUCUCUUCCUGCUUACCCAACAUUGUGCCAAAACUUACCGAGGUGCUCACAGAUUCGCACGUGAAGGUGCAGAAUGCGGGUCAGCAAGCUCUCAGGCAGAUCGGGUCUGUCAUCAGGAAUCCAGAGAUCCUGGCGAUUGCUCCGGUUCUGCUGGAUGCUCUCACCGACCCCUCCAGGAAGACCCAGAAGUGUCUGCAGACCCUACUGGAUACCAAAUUUGUCCAUUUCAUUGAUGCUCCAUCCUUAGCACUGAUCAUGCCAAUUGUCCAGAGAGCUUUUCAGGAUCGUUCCACAGACACCAGGAAAAUGGCUGCCCAGAUCAUUGGGAACAUGUACUCCCUGACGGAUCAGAAGGAUCUGGCUCCUUACCUGCCCAGCGUGACUCCUGGACUGAAGGCAUCCCUGUUGGAUCCUGUACCUGAAGUGCGUACGGUGUCUGCAAAGGCACUGGGAGCCAUGGUGAAGGGUAUGGGAGAAUCAUGCUUUGAGGAUUUGUUGCCAUGGCUGAUGGAGACGCUGACAUACGAGCAGAGCUCAGUGGAUCGAUCUGGUGCCGCUCAAGGUCUGGCUGAAGUUAUGGCUGGUUUGGGGGUAGAAAAGCUGGAGAAACUUAUGCCAGAGAUUGUAGCUACUGCCAGUAAAGUGGAUAUUGCUCCACACGUACGCGAUGGUUAUAUCAUGAUGUUCAACUACCUGCCAAUUACCUUUGGAGACAAGUUCACUCCCUAUGUUGGUCCCAUCAUUCCUUGUAUCCUUAAGGCACUGGCAGACGAGAAUGAGUUUGUGCGGGACACUGCCCUGCGCGCUGGCCAGAGAAUCAUAAGUAUGUACGCCGAGACUGCCAUCGCGCUUCUCCUGCCACAGCUUGAGGACGGCCUGUUUGAUGACUUGUGGAGGAUAAGGUUUAGCUCAGUUCAGCUCCUUGGAGAUCUUCUAUUCCAUAUCUCAGGAGUCACUGGAAAAAUGACGACAGAAACUGCCUCAGAGGAUGACAACUUUGGAACAGCCCAGUCAAACAAGGCUAUUAUUAAUGCUCUCGGUGUGGAGAGGAGGAACAGGGUGCUGGCAGGGCUGUACAUGGGCCGCUCUGACACCCAGCUGGUGGUGCGCCAAGCCUCCCUGCACGUCUGGAAGAUUGUAGUCUCAAACACUCCUCGGACGCUGCGUGAAAUUUUGCCAACCCUCUUUGGGCUUCUGCUGAAAUUCUUGGCCAGUACUUGUGCGGAUAAGCGAACGGUUGCAGCACGGACAUUAGGAGACCUUGUCCGAAAAUUAGGAGAGAAGAUCCUUCCUGAAAUCAUUCCUAUUCUGGAAGAUGGCCUGAGGUCAGACAAGAGCGAUGAGAGGCAAGGAGUCUGCAUUGGGUUGAGUGAGAUAAUGAAAUCCACCAGCAGGGAUGCGGUCCUGCUUUUCUCCGAGUCCCUAGUUCCUACAGUGAGAAAAGCGCUGUGUGACCCUCUGGAAGAAGUCCGAGAGGCUGCAGCGAAAACAUUUGAACAGUUGCACUCAACAAUUGGACAUCAAGCCCUUGAAGAUAUCCUGCCGUUUUUGCUGAAGCAGCUGGAUAAUGAGGAAACAUCUGACUUUGCUGUGGAUGGUCUUAAACAAGUUAUGGCUGUCAAGAGCCGGGUGGUGCUGCCUUAUUUGGUGCCAAAGCUGACUGCUCCCCCUGUGAACACCCGCGUGCUAGCUUUCCUCUCAUCAGUGGCGGGGGACGCUCUGACACGGCACUUGAGUGUCAUCCUGCCUGCUAUGAUGUCUGCGCUGAAGGAGAAGCUGGGGACCAGCGAAGAGCAAUUGGAGAUGGCAAACUGCCAGUCUGUAAUCCUGUCUGUGGAAGAUGACGCUGGACAAAGAAUCAUAACUGAAGAUUUACUAGAAGCUACCCGCAGCCCUGAGCUGGGAAUGAGACAGGCAGCAGCUGUCAUUCUCAAUAUCUACUGCUCCAAGACAAAAGCAGACUAUACUGGACAUCUCAAGAGCUUGGUUUCAGGCUUGAUACGCCUCUUUAAUGAUACCAACCCUGUUGUUCUGAAUGAAAGCUGGGAUGCGCUUAAUUCCAUCACCAAGAAAUUAGACGCUGGGAACCAGCUUGCUCUCAUUGAGGACCUGCACAAGGAUAUCCGGAUUGUAGGGAAUGAGGCCAAGGGCGAGCAUGUGCCGGGAUUCUGUAUUCCUAAGAAGGGAGUGACUUCCAUACUCUUGGUGCUGCGGGAAGGUGUUUUAACUGGUAAUCCAGAGCAGAAGGAGGAGGCAGCAAAGGCCUUAGGGCUGGUUAUUAAGCUGACUUCUGCUGAAGCUCUUAAACCAUCUGUGGUGAGCAUUACUGGGCCACUUAUUCGGAUCCUGGGCGAUCGGUUCAGCUGGAACGUCAAGGUGGCUCUGCUUGAAACAUUAAGCCUCCUUUUAGCCAAGGUUGAGAUUGCCCUGAAACCGUUUUUGCCCCAAUUGCAAACCACCUUCACCAAAGCCCUACAAGACUCAAACCGUGCGGUUCGCCUUAAAGCUGCCGAUGCUCUCGGUAAACUCAUUGUCAUCCACGUAAAAGUGGAUCCUCUCUUCACGGAGCUACUGAACGGAAUUCGUUCCAGCGAUGACUCUGCGAUCAGGGACACGAUGCUGCAAGCGCUGCGGUUUGUAACACGAGGAGCUGGUGCAAAAGUUGAUGCUGCCAUCAGGAAGAACAUCAGCACGGUGCUUCUAGGGAUGCUGGGACACGAUGAGGAUGCCACCCGCAUGGCCUCGGCUGGCUGCUUAGCAGAACUGUGUGCCUUUCUGUCAGAAGAGGAGCUCAGUACUGUUCUCCACCAGCACUUACUGGCAGACGUCUCUGGCAUUGACUGGAUGGUGAGACACGGGCGAAGCCUGGCGCUCUCCGUGGCCGUAAACGUUGCUCCUAGCAGGCUGUGUUCCCCCAAAUACUACACCAGCGUUCAGGAGAUGAUCCUCAGCAAUGCCACCGCUGACAGGAUUCCCAUUGCGGUUAGCGGCAUCAGAGGGAUGGGCUUCCUUAUGAAGUACCACAUGGAAGGAGGAGGGAACCUGCCUCCAAAACUUUCCAACCUCUUUAUUAAGUGUCUCCAGAACUCAUCCAGUGACAUAAAGUUAGUUGCAGAAAAGAUGAUCUGGUGGGCAAAUAAAAACCAUCUUCCCUCCCUGGAUCCUCAGACAAUUAAACCAAUUCUCAAAGCGCUUCUGGACAACACGAAGGACAAAAACACCAGUGUAAGAGCCUACAGCGACCAAGCUAUUGUCAAUCUUCUGAAGAUGAGAGCGGGUGAAGAAGUGCUUGAGUCGGUUUCCAAGAUUCUAGAUGCUGCCAGCUUGGAGCUUCUCAACGAAAGCUGCAGGAGAUCUCUGAAGAAGCUGGCUGGCCAGGCUGACUCUGAGGAACAGAUAGAUGACACUAUACUGACGUGAUAAUAAAGCUCCAGAAGACAAGAAAACACUGAAUCAACCGCUGCAUCAGCAUUUCAACUCAAACACCUAUUUUAAAUGUUUUCAUUUUUGAAAAUGUUAAUUCUGAUGGGAUUUCAUGAAAAGGACUCCCAGAGAGUAUUUUAGUAUCAAAUGUACCAGAAUAGCCUUAAUUAGACCCACACUAGCUGAAAAUUGAAAAUUUGGUCCCCUUUUUGAAACAGAUAAUGCGCAAGAAACAGCUAUACUAAUCAAUAUUGGUAAAUUGUGGCCAAUUGCGAGAUGUGGCUAGAGCACAUCAGGCUUAAACUCUGGUGACACCUAUUUCCUUUGCAGGGCCUGUGCGAAAACUCCAGUACUGGGAGUGGUGUUGGUCUUUUCCACGGACCCCGUGAAGCAGGAAUAGAACUCGGUGAAAGUUAAAGCGUAUUGUUUUUGUGUACUGCUAACUUGCUGCUUGUGACGGUUCUGAAGACUGAAAAUCCCUGUAAAACAAAGUAUUUAAAAUAGCCUUAGAAAUCACAAAUGCGAAAGGGGGAUUAAAUGCAGUCUGUUUAAAGAAGGAACAUUUAAUAAAGGCUCUGACUUUGA
This is a messenger RNA of Nipponia nippon (crested ibis), 8841 nucleotides long. The record is from RefSeq and is a predicted model, not a curated record. Lineage: Eukaryota; Metazoa; Chordata; Aves; Pelecaniformes; Threskiornithidae.